This is a messenger RNA of Gasterosteus aculeatus aculeatus (three-spined stickleback), 2824 nucleotides long. RefSeq names its product ecdysoneless homolog (Drosophila) (gene ecd). Lineage: Eukaryota; Metazoa; Chordata; Actinopteri; Perciformes; Gasterosteidae. The record is from RefSeq and is a predicted model, not a curated record. Gene Ontology annotation, cellular component: nucleus.
ACUAUCGGUAAUUUCCCUACAACUCCCAGCAUGCAUCGCGCAAUAUACGUGCGUCCCUGAAAUGUAUUCGCUUGCCGUUGGUGAAGUCAACUGAGCUGGAAAUGCGAGUUGUGUAAUUACUCAUGACAUUUUAAGUUUCUUCAGCAGUCAUUUGUUUUAUUUUUAUGUACAUUUGUUAUAGUGGCAGUUGUUUUUAAUCAUUACAGCAGCGAAAUAAAUUGAAAUAAAACGUAGGAACGUUUGUUCCAAAAUGAUAGUGGUAGUCGGGUGGAAUUCACAGUAGGACCUAAACAUUGACAGAUGGCGUGCUAGCAACGUUCGUAGAAAUGGAGAAAUGAGACAAGUUUAAUUUUUAAAUCUCUCUGGCCUACUAUCUCACAUUUAUAAACGAAACAAGUCAUUUAAAAUCUACGAUGGACAACCUGCAGAGAAGAACGAUUCAGGAAGACAUGGUUCAGUACAAACUCUUCUGGAUCCAGACAGACAGUUCAACUUCACAGCAGACUGAGGAACACCUCAAACAUCUGGUAGAGGAGGUUUUGGCAAAGGUUGCCUCACUUCUGAUACAAUACAUCUGGCAGCAUCAGUCAUUCAACCUCAAGUAUCAUCCUGAGAAAGCUGGUGUACCUGCGCAUAUUGGAGGGAGCACUCAGUUUGGGGACAACGUGGAGGACGAGUGGUUUGUUGUUUAUCUUUUGCAGCAAAUCACAGAAGCCUUCCCGGAGCUCAUAGCCAGGGUUGAGGACAACGAUGGCGAGUUUCUUCUCAUUGAAGCAGCAGAUUAUCUUCCAAAGUGGCUGAAUCCAGACACCAGUGAAAACAGGGUCUUUCUCUACAAGGGGGAAUUGCAUAUUCUGCCAUGUCCCUCAAAAUCCAGUCCAGUGGGGGUCUCAAAAGAUGUGGUACCAAGUGUGGAACAAGCUACAUCAAUGCUCUCCACCCAUCCAGGGGCCUGUCUGGCAAGCCCCAAGAUACGUUCAGCCCUGAAGAAGCGGUUAGAGGGGUACCCAGAGAAGAUUAAAGCUGACCUGCAUCGUGCCCACUGCUUCAUACCUUCAGCUAUCGCCACGGUGUUGGCACAACGACCAGACCUGGUCGCCCCGGCAGUGUUGGCGUUCUACCUGCGGGAUCCGGUAGAUCUGCAGGCGUGUCGAAGCUUCAAGACCUUUCCACCCGACACAAGAGUCCUCACCUCGGUGACGUUCACCCGAUGCCUGUAUGCCCAGCUGCAGCAGCAGCAGUUCACUCCAGACAGGAGGAGCGGCUUCACGCUGCAUCCUCACACCCAUCCCCAGUACAAAUCCCAUGAGCUCGGCAUGAAACUGGCCCAUGGCUUUGAGAUCCUCUGCUGUAAGUGCAGACUUCCGUCAUCAGAGCCGGACGCCCCUGUCAGUUGUAACCCUCAGUGGAAAGGCUUCAUGGACAGUCUGAAAGCUAACGGCUACUUCCAGGAAGAACUUGAAGGUUCGGCUCAUUACAGAGAAUUGACAAGAUCUGCGGAAAAUUUCUUCAAACAGUCUGUCGCCUCAAAAUCAAGUGCUUCGUCCCCGGGGGAGGAGGUUCUCCAGCUGCUGCACAGCUGCAGUCCGAUCGACUUUGAGGAGCUGAAGAAACAAGAGGCACGGCUCCCACAAGAGGACAGUGACAGCUGGCUGGAUAUCACAACUCAGGAUCUGGAGCGUAUGUUGCAGGAGAGGAAUGUGGGGAGAGCUGAUGUUGGCAGUCGAAACUCCAAUUCUACCAAACAGGGGACGCAAAAUGUCGGGGGUGUAGAGGAGGGGAGAAAGGAGACGGAGGAUGACAAGAAGGAAGAGGAGGCCGGCUACAGCCUGGUAGCAGUCAGUCAAGGGAUGAAGGACUUCCUAAACGCCAUGUCGUCGCAUGAAGGUGCUGAACUUCCCUGGAGCAGUUCAACUCAGCCUUUUAGUUUAGAGCCUGACUCCAUGGCCAAAGCACUGGACAGACUACUCGGAAGCAAUGAAGAGCUAGAUUCAGAUGAUCUAGACGACGACGAUGAUGAUGAUGAUGAUGAUGAUGAAGAGGGUGAGGAGGAAGAGGAAGAGAAAGAAGGUCACACAGAUAUGAACGGGACCGAAACUUUGGACGGUCUCAAAAAAUACAUGGAUGAAAUGGAUCAGGAGCUGAUGAGCACUAAUAUAGGACAAAGCUUCAAUCUGACGAAAUACAACAAGGUGGACUUGGACAAUGGCUCCUCUGCUUCUCCCCAUGGAGGGGAGAGGGAAGAGACGGGAGAGGAGGAGAUCCAGCCACUGGACGUCGACCUGAAUCUGGUCACAAACCUGCUGGAGUCCCUCAGCUGCCAGUCAGGCCUCGCUGGACCAGCAUCCAACCUGCUGCAGAGUCUUGGUAUUCACCUACCACCCAACUCGGACCCAUCGUAAAGAGGAAGCAGACGGGGAACGGAAACAUGCUGCAAGGAUCAGCACGUGCAGUUAAUAAGACUACAAUACAGUGGUGAGCUAAAUGCCUUCUUUAACAUUGGGAAUACAAAUAUGUGAAGGAUGUCCUGUAGAGCGAAAACCACAGUUUUCAUCCAAGUAGAAGGGACGAAUGACCCACCAAAUCAUUUUGUGAAAUUAAAUUAGUAAUUGUUUCAAGAAAGCACAAUUGAGAUAUAAUGUGCCGAGGCAGGAAGAAGCAGAACACCAGCUUCAGAAAAAGUGAUCAGAGCAAGUUCUGAUGUUUCAAUUUAAUCAUGUUUAUUGAGAAUUUCUAAUACGUGAAGUUUUCUGUAAUGUUUGUUUGUAUUUUGAAAGCAUUUUACAUUUGUAUGUAAGAAACAAUAAAUAUUUUUGAAAAUAAA